CCGCGACACGGCGACACGACACGGCGACCCGCCAGGCCCGGCCCGGGACUCGGACUCCUCCGAUCAGAGCCAGGGUGCGGCUGACAGCCGGUCGCAGUUCCUUAUUGGGGUUGCCUAAGAUUUCUCGACUCUUCUUAAGAUAGAAGUUUAACAUGCAUUUAAAACUUGGAUUCAAUUCGAAAAUCAUCAGAUGAAUGAUGGUUCUGGGCCUCUUCCUCACGAUCCAGCAAUCGGUCCAUUUCAAUUGUAAAAUACUGAAGGUAUGAAAGAGAACACUCGAUUGCUACUAAGAUGAAUCUGAAUAAUACAGUAUAUUUUGUGCCAUUUACAAAAAGGUACUGAAAAUUGACAGAAACAAAAUUGUCCAUGAAAAAGAAAGCCAGCUGUGAUAGUGAAGGCAAAAUUCUUGCAGCUGGCCAUCAUGCCUAAAGGCGUCCCAAAGGACCCAGAGAUUUCUAAUCUAUUUUACAAGGAUGAUCCUGAAGAAAUUUUCAUUGGUUUGCACGAAAUUGGACAUGGAAGUUUUGGAGCGGUUUACUUUGCCACCAAUGCUCACACCAAUGAAGUGGUGGCAGUUAAGAAGAUGUCAUACAGUGGAAAACAGGCCCAUGAGAAAUGGCAAGAUAUUCUUAAGGAAGUCAAAUUUUUGCGAAAGUUGAAACACCCCAAUACCAUCGAGUACAAAGGCUGUUACUUGAAAGAACACACUGCUUGGUUGGUGAUGGAAUAUUGUUUAGGCUCGGCCUCUGAUUUAUUAGAAGUUCAUAAGAAACCGCUGCAGGAAGUGGAGAUAGCGGCCAUCACCCAUGGUGCCUUACAGGGCCUAGCCUACCUGCACUCUCAUGCAUUGAUUCACAGGGAUAUUAAAGCAGGAAACAUUCUCCUCACAGAGCCAGGUCAGGUGAAACUAGCCGAUUUUGGAUCAGCCUCCAUGGCUUCUCCUGCCAACUCAUUCGUGGGUACUCCAUACUGGAUGGCUCCGGAAGUGAUCUUAGCUAUGGACGAAGGACAGUACGAUGGCAAAGUUGACAUUUGGUCGCUUGGGAUCACCUGCAUCGAACUGGCGGAACGCAAGCCCCCUCUUUUCAACAUGAAUGCCAUGAGUGCCUUAUAUCACAUUGCCCAAAAUGACUCCCCAGUAUUGCAGUCCAACGAAUGGACAGAUUCUUUUCGGAGGUUCGUUGAUUACUGCUUGCAGAAAAUACCUCAAGAAAGACCAACCUCAGCAGAACUUUUACGGCAUGACUUUGUGCGACGAGAUCGGCCCCUCCGUGUCCUCAUAGACCUCAUACAGAGGACAAAAGAUGCCGUUCGUGAGUUGGACAAUCUACAGUACCGAAAAAUGAAAAAAAUCCUGUUCCAGGAGAAAAGGAACGGACCCCAGAACGAGUCACAGGAGGAUGAAGAAGAUGGUGAACAUGGAACAAACUUGAGCAGGGAGAUGGACAGCCUGGGGAGCAACCACUCCAUCCCCAGCGUGUCCGUGAGCACCGGCAGCCAGAGCAGUAGUGUCAACAGCAUGCAAGAGGUCCUGGAUGAGAGCAGCUCGGAACUUGCCAUGAUGUGCGGCGAUGGCAGUCCGGCCAACUCUGCCUCCUCGGUGAUACACAGGAAGGAUCAUGUAUUCGUAAGGGAUGAGGCGGGCCACGGCGAACCCAGGCCUGAGCCGCGGCCUACCCAGUCUGUCCAGAGCCAGGCCCUCCACUACCGGAACCGAGAGCGCUUUGCCACAAUCAAAUCAGCAUCUUUGGUCACCCGGCAGAUCCACGAGCAUGAGCAGGAGAACGAGUUGCGGGAACAGAUGUCAGGUUAUAAGCGGAUGCGGCGCCAGCACCAGAAGCAGCUGAUCGCCCUGGAGAACAAGCUGAAGGCCGAGAUGGACGAGCACCGCCUCAAGCUGCAGAAGGAGGUGGAGACGCACGCCAACAACUCGUCCAUCGAGCUGGAGAAGCUGGCCAAGAAGCAAGUGGCUAUCAUAGAGAAGGAGGCAAAAGUAGCUGCAGCAGAUGAGAAGAAGUUCCAGCAACAGAUCUUGGCCCAGCAGAAGAAAGAUUUGACAACUUUCUUAGAAAGUCAGAAGAAGCAGUAUAAGAUUUGUAAGGAAAAAAUAAAAGAGGAGAUGAAUGAGGACCACAGCACCCCGAAGAAGGAGAAGCAGGAGCGGAUAUCCAAGCAUAAGGAGAACUUGCAGCACUCGCAGGCCGAGGAGGAAGCCCACCUCCUCACGCAGCAGAGACUGUACUACGACAAAAACUGUCGUUUCUUCAAGAGAAAGAUAAUGAUCAAGCGGCAUGAGGUGGAGCAGCAGAAUAUUCGGGAGGAACUCAAUAAGAAGAGGACGCAGAAGGAGAUGGAGCACGCCAUGCUGAUCCGCCACGAUGAGUCGACUCGGGAGCUGGAGUAUAGACAGCUGCACAUGCUACAGAAGCUGCGCAUGGACCUGAUCCGCCUACAGCACCAGACUGAGCUGGAGAACCAGCUGGAGUACAAUAAGAGGCGAGAAAGGGAACUGCACAGGAAGCACGUCAUGGAGCUGCGGCAACAGCCCAAAAACUUAAAGGGCAUGGAAAUGCAAAUAAAAAAACAGUUUCAGGACACUUGCAAAGUACAGACCAAACAGUAUAAAGCACUCAAGAACCACCAGUUGGAAGUUACUCCGAAGAAUGAGCACAAAACAAUCUUAAAGACACUGAAAGACGAGCAGACGCGAAAACUUGCCAUUCUGGCAGAGCAGUAUGAACAGAGUAUAAAUGAAAUGAUGGCCUCACAAGCGUUACGGCUAGACGAGGCUCAAGAAGCAGAAUGCCAGGCGCUGAGGCUCCAGCUCCAGCAGGAAAUGGAGCUGCUCAACGCCUACCAGAGCAAAAUCAAGAUGCAAACCGAGGCACAACACGAGCGUGAGCUCCAGAAGCUAGAGCAGAGGGUUCUGCGCAGAGCACACCUUGAGCAGAAGAUUGAAGAGGAGCUGGCUGCCCUUCAGAAGGAACGCAGCGAGAGAAUAAAGUUCCUGUUGGAAAGGCAAGAGCGAGAGAUUGAGACUUUUGACAUGGAAAGCCUCAGAAUGGGAUUUGGGAAUUUGGUUACAUUAGAUUUUCCUAAGGAGGACUAUAGAUGAGAUUAAUUUUUUUUUGCCAUUUACAAAAAAAAGAGAGAAAAAAAAACAAAAAAAAAAAGAAAAGAAAAAGAACAAAAAAAAGGAAAGAAAACAUAAAACAAUUCCGACCUUGCAAAACUACAUUCCCCAUUUUGACGGGCGUUGCUCUCUCACUCUCUCUCUUUCUCUCUCUCUCUUUCUCUCUCUCUCUCUUACUCUUACUGACAUCGCGUCGGACUAGUGCCUGUUUAUUCUUACUCCAUCAGGGGCCCCUUCCUCCCCCAUGUCAAUUCCAGUGCUGGCCAAAGCUGGCUCUGUUUUCUAUUCAUAGUACACAUCACAGUAUUAACGUGAUUCAAAAAAAAUGUUUCAGUGAGAACCUUGGAGAUCAUUUUAACAGAACCAAUAAAAAACCAAUAUGGAACAACAACAACAACAACAACAACAAAAGUGGAUGUAUAUUGCUUUAAGCAAUAACUCAUUACCACUGAUCUGUGAAAGUAGAGCAAAAAAAUCAAUAAUAAAUAAAUAAAUAAAUGCCAAGGGGGAGAGAGACAAUAUCCGCAGCCUUACACCUUAACUAGCUGCUGCAUUCUCUUAUUUUAUUUUUAUUUUUUUGGUAAUUUAUUCAUCAGGAAUUAAAAAAAACAAAGUUUUAUUAAAGAUUGAAAAAUUUGAUACAUUUUACAGAAAACUAAUUGUGAUGUACAUAUCCGUGGUGACAUAUUAUUACU
Molecule: messenger RNA, 3828 nt
Organism: Suncus etruscus (white-toothed pygmy shrew)
Lineage: Eukaryota; Metazoa; Chordata; Mammalia; Eulipotyphla; Soricidae
Gene: TAOK3
Product: TAO kinase 3
Biological process (GO): protein phosphorylation; execution phase of apoptosis
Molecular function (GO): ATP binding; protein kinase activity
Source: RefSeq, a predicted model, not a curated record